AUGAUCAUUUCGAAGCCCCACAGGCGCAUCAUCUACGAGUCCCUCUUCAAGGAGGGCGUGUUGGUCGCCAAGAAGGACUACAAUGCCCCCAAGCACGAGGAGCUCGAUGUGCCUAACCUGGAGGUCAUCAAGGCCAUGCAGAGCCUUACUUCCAAGGGCCUCGUGAAGACCCAGUUCUCCUGGCAGUGGUACUACUACGUCCUCACUCCCGAGGGUGUUGACUUCCUGCGCGAGUGGCUCAACCUCCCCAGCGAGAUUGUCCCCUCCACGCACAAAAAGGCGGUCCGUCCCCCCCGCCCUGCGCAGGUCCGUGGUCCCGGUGGCGAUGGCGCCUACCGUGCGCCCCGCGGCGACCGCGACGACUACAGGAAGAAGGAGGGUGCCCCCGGAGAGUUCAGGCCACAAUUCGCCGGUGUCGGCCGUGCGCCCCCACGCGCUCCCUUCAGCUUCUCCUCCUCAUUUCUCACGAUGGGCACGCUCAUCGCCUCUUUCGUGGUGCUCUGUACGUUCGCGUCCUACGCGAGCACCGAAUUUGCGCUCGUCUCUGCACAGCCAGUCUACGCACUUUACCCCUCUUUCUUCGCCGCGAUGGUCGUGGGAGGCGCCUGCGCCUGCAUAUGCUACUGGCCGACGAUGCUCGCGGUGCUCUGCUUCCAGAUACUCUUCGACACCGACAUCCGCAAGGGCGGGACCCCGCCACCGGGCGCCCAGCCCGCACAGCCUCCCCAUUACGGUGAAUUCGUGAUGUCGCUGUUCCACGACGCCGCGAACACAAUUAAGCUCGCGCUCGUCAUCGCGCCCGUAUAUGCUAUGACGUUGGGCAGCUCAAGCGAGGCGCAUGUCGGAAGUAGGGCGCUCGAAGCUGCAGCGGGCGGGCAACUCGCCGCCGCAAUCAUGACCAUGAGGAUUAUGGUGGUGGGGAUGCGGGAGAUAUGGGGCCUAGUGCCAUUGGUCGUCUUCAGGCUGGAUCGGGAUGCGGGGACAUAGCGGCUUGGGAGUUUUUGGAGGCGUUCUGGGACAAACGAGUCAGCACGCCGAGCUCACCGCUACCCAUGCUUUUUUUCAACCUCCCCUGAGCUCACCUGAGCUGCUGCGCGCGGGAUGCCAUUGCCUGACAACAGAUCUUCGAAUUCUAUCCACACGCCCUUUUCGCUUCCCAUCUGGUAUACUUCGCGGAAGGGUUCACCCGCACCCCUGAAUUCGGUGAGAACUGCCCACCAUGUGUAUCGUACUCUAUUCUCUAGUCUCCAUAUUG
This is a messenger RNA of Trametes versicolor FP-101664 SS1, 1255 nucleotides long. RefSeq lists its product as uncharacterized. Gene Ontology annotation, molecular function: RNA binding; structural constituent of ribosome. Lineage: Eukaryota; Fungi; Basidiomycota; Agaricomycetes; Polyporales; Polyporaceae. Bases 1 to 987 code for a protein of 328 amino acids. The transcript has 5 exons. The record is from RefSeq and is a predicted model, not a curated record. Gene Ontology annotation, cellular component: cytosolic small ribosomal subunit.